This is a messenger RNA of Acomys russatus (golden spiny mouse), 2331 nucleotides long. RefSeq names its product zinc finger protein 235-like. Lineage: Eukaryota; Metazoa; Chordata; Mammalia; Rodentia; Muridae. Gene Ontology annotation, biological process: regulation of transcription by RNA polymerase II. The record is from RefSeq and is a predicted model, not a curated record. Gene Ontology annotation, molecular function: RNA polymerase II cis-regulatory region sequence-specific DNA binding; DNA-binding transcription factor activity.
GUGGGUCAGGCUAUCCCUGGUCGGAUGGUCCUGGAUUCUGUAAGAAUGCAGGCUGAGGAAGCCAGUAAACAGCACUCCUCCAUGGACUCUGCAUCAGAUCUUUCAUCUAAUAUUCUGCCCUCCUUGAGUUCCUGUCCUAACUUUCUUCAGUAAUAGACAGGAGUAUGGAAGUGUAAGCCAAAUAAAACCUUUCAUCCCCACCUUGCAUUUUGGUCAUGGGGUUUCUUCCCAGCAAUAGAAUCCCUCUACAAACAGUUGCUCAGGUCUUAGUGACAUUGGGUAUGAAACUGAGGUGGCAUGUCUUUGCUGUCCCAGGAGGCAGUGACAUUCAUGGAUGUGGCCGUGGUCUUCAGUGAGGAGGAGCUGGGGCUGCUGGAUGCUGACCAGAGGAAGCUGUACCAUGACGUGAUGCUGGAGACCUUCAGGAACCUUCUGUCAGUGGUAGGCCAGAGUCCAAACAAGAUGGAGACUCUUCAUGCAGCAGGAUUGAGGUGCCUUUCGCUGGGGUGGCUUCCAUGCUGUCAAAUGACAAGCCAUGAUGUCAUCAAACUGGCCAGAACUCCAGAAGCUGAAAUAAACACUCAAGGAAAGGGUCCUCACUUCCUGGAGCAAUGCCACUCCUCCUGCCACGGGCCUGGAGAAGAGCUUCCCUGGGCCUUCGAGGACGACUGCUGUCUUGCAAGUCUCAAAAGCCACUAUUCCAGCAUUACUGAAAAUCAGGAAUUUCUGUCUGGUAGAGCCCUGAGUUCUUGGAGUAAAACACAUCUUACGGAGAGACAGAACCUUCAGCAACACUGUCCACAGACUCUGGUGAAAAAAAGGCCACAACUGUUGGCUCCAGGAGGUGACAUUCUGAGUUGCAUUUCCCACCAUAAUAACAAUAAACUGCAUAAAAUAGACAAAGCCCACAGCACCAUUGACUGUGGAAAAGUCAUCUUUCCUGAGUCACCCCUCACCCAAAAUCCUGUUGACACCAAAAGGAAGGCCUACCAGUGCAGCAAGGGCCAGCAAGCUGUCACUGACAGCCCCAGUCUGGAACUCCAUCAGCAGAUCUUCUUAGCAAAGGAGUCCCCUGUACCUAGUACACAUGAGGACACUAGGCAUAGCUCCAGUGUCCCCGUUCAGCAAAGUGCUCAUCCAGGGAAAAAGCGGUACUGGUGUCUAGAGUGUGGCAAGGAUUUCAGUAAGAGCUCAAGCCUUCAGACUCACCAGAGAGUGCACACGGGGGAGAAGCCCUACAGGUGCGACAGCUGUGGGAAAGGCUUCAGCCGCAGCUCAGAUCUCAACGUCCACUACCGAGUGCACACGGGAGAGAAGCCUUACAAGUGUGAUGUGUGUGGGAAGUGCUUCACAAAGUGGGAACACCUCCAGAUCCACAAGAGAAUCCACACAGGAGAGAAGCCAUAUAAGUGCGGAGACUGUGGCAAAGGCUUCAGCUGUAGCUCGAACCUUCACAACCACCAGAGAGUCCACAAUGAGGAGAAACCGUACAAGUGCGACAAGUGUGGGAAGGGUUUCAGCUGGAGUUGGAACCUUGACCUCCAUCAGCGGGUCCACACGGGAGAGAAGCCAUAUAAAUGUGAAGAGUGCGGGAAGGGUUUCAGUUCACUCUCAAACUUCCGAAAGCACCAACGGGUCCACACAGGAGAGAAGCCAUUUCGGUGCAAUGUGUGCGGGAAGGGCUUUAGUCGGAGCUCAAAUUUUCAAGCUCACCAGAGAGUUCACACCGGGGAAAAACCAUACAGAUGUGACGUGUGUGGGAAGUGCUUCACCUGGAUCAUGAGCCUUCACAGUCACCAGAGUGUCCACACAGGAGAGAAACCCUAUAAAUGUGAGGAGUGUGGCAAAGGUUUCAGUCACGCCUCAAGUCUGCAGGUUCAUCAGAGUGUCCACACAGGCAAGAAACCAUUCAAAUGCAAUGUAUGCCAGAAGCAGUUCAGUCAGGCCUCAAACCUACAGUCCCACCAGAGGGUACAUACCAAGGAGAAGCCCUACAGAUGUGACAUGUGUGGGAAAGCCUUCAGCCAGAGAUCCUAUGUCCAACUCCAUCAGAUAAUUCACACCGGGGAGAAGCCAUUCAAGUGUGAGGAGUGUGGGAAGGAAUUCAGAUGGAGCUCGGGGCUUAGUGCUCACCGGAAGGUCCACAUGGGAGGGUUCACACCGUACACAUGUCGGUAGUGUGGGAAAUGCUUCGUUCAAGCCUCGUGCUUCCAGAGGCACCAGAUAGUGCACACCAGGGUGAGUUCUUACAUCUGAGGUAUCUGUUAAGGCUUCAGUCAGAAACCACAUGUGGUCUACUACCAGAGAGCCCACACUGCAGGGGACCUGUAG